Molecule: messenger RNA, 1026 nt
Organism: Effrenium voratum
Lineage: Eukaryota; Dinophyceae; Suessiales; Symbiodiniaceae
Source: the annotation of a GenBank genome assembly
UUUGGCUCAAAGCUCCAGGGAAGUACUGAAUUGUGCGGAGGCCAGCGGACUCCUUGCCAUGCCCAAAGCGAUGCCUCGUGCACUUGGUGCGGUAGGCCUCUCGGCGCUCGGGGCCUGGACUGCCUUCACCGCGCCGCGCCCAGGAGGCCUGCCACGCACGUCGGCCGUCGCUGGCGCCGGCGCUGCUGGCGCUGGCGCUGUGGGUGCGGCGCCCAGCGCCUUGGCGGCGCCGCGCCUCGCCGGCGCCGUGGGCGCCCUGGCCGUGGGCUGCUCCGUGCGUGCGUCGCGGCGGAAGCUGCGCGCGGAGCCGGAACAGCCGCAGCCGGGGAAGGAGCCGGAGAUCGACCCCAGGCGCGCAGAUCCGCCCAACACCAUGCCGCCCGUGAGGAUGCCCAUGGUGGACACAGGCAGCGGCGAGAAGAUUGAUGUCAUGUCCAAGCUGCUGCAGGACCGGAUCAUCAUCCUGGGUGGAGAAGUGAAGGACGAGAUGGCCCAGGUGCUUGUGGCACAGAUGCUUUACCUUGCCAACACAGACCCUGACAACGACAUUACCAUGUACAUCAACUCUCCAGGAGGAUCUGUUUCUGCUGGCAUGGCCAUUUAUGACACCAUGCAGUUCAUCCCUUGCGAUAUCAGCACCGUUUGCUUCGGCAUGGCCGCAUCUAUGGGCUCCUUCCUUCUUGCAGCCGGCACCAAGGGCAAGCGUAAGAGCCUUCCCAACUCGCGCAUUAUGAUCCACCAGCCCUUGGGUGGGGCGCAAGGCCAGGCCCUGGAUGUGCGCAUCCAGGCCCGGGAGAUUCUGCACAUGCGUGAGAUCCUCAACAUGCACCUGGCGGACGCAACUGGUCAGUCCACCGAACAGAUUGCCAAGGACUGUGACCGGGACAACUUCAUGACGCCAGAAGAAGCGAAGGACUACGGCCUCAUCGAUGACAUCACUCCGACCAAGGCCUGGCCUCGGAUCCAGAAGCCCAAGCGGCCAGAGCUCUGAGGGUGACUUUGAUUUGGGUUGGCGCUGGGUUGGUU